AUGGUGGCUUUCGAGUGCGAAUGCUCCAUAUCCGCCUCCCUCGCCGCCCUCGGCUCCGCCGCCGCCGCCGCCGCCGCCGCCGCCGCCGCCCUCGCCGCCCUCGCCGCCCUCGCCUCCCCUUCUUCCGCCGUCGCCGCCGUCGCCUCCCCCGCUUCCUCCCAGCCUGCCGGCACCCCCGACCCCGCCCCCGUCCCCGCCUUUGCCGCCACCAUCACCGCCCUCGCCGCCGAGUCCUUUUCCUCCGCCGGCACCACCGCCGCCGCCGCCGUCUCCCUCGCCGCCGCCGCCUCCCGCCCCCCCGCCGCCGCCGCCACCCGCCUCCCCGCCGCCGCCGCCGAUUGCACCGCCGCUGCCGCCACGGCCGCCGCGCGCGCCCUUCUCGCUGGACGGGUUUCGCAAGACGGGCGGCUGGACGCUGAGCGGCGCGACCUCGUCGACGGCGCGGUGCUGCAGGUCGACGGCGACGGCAACCUCUGGCUUGUCGCCCUGACGUGCGAGCCGGCGCAGCUGAGGGAGUACGUGAUGGGCUCGGCGGGCGGAGAUCCGGUGCUGCUGGCCGUGUACGAGCUGCGCGGCUUCCGCGAGCCGGAAGGCACGCGUCCUUUGUCUGACAGCGACCUGUCCAUUGUGAGCGGACACUUGGUCGAAGUCGAGCUAUCGGCGCCGCUGCUCGGAGGCGGCGGCGGCGGAGGAGGAGGAGGAUUAGGAGGAGGAGGCGGCGGCGGCGGCGGAGGCGGCGCCGGCUGGAUCAGCACCGGUUUCGGCCUCGGAUCGCCCAUCCCAGGCAUGGCCGGCGUGACGCCGGACAGUGGCGUGCUGGGCGUAGCGUAUGUCGCGGCGAUACUCCCCUCGUUCUGUACCGCUAAUCCCUCCGCGCGCGCGAAGCUUCUCGGAACUUUCCUACAGGCGACGCCGACGCGGCCGUCGGCCUACCACUUCGUCUCCGAUGCCGCAGGGGCCAACAACGCGAGGAUCGAGGACCUGGCGGGCAUCGCUUACGCGCCUGACGCCGACCCGGACGCCGACGGCAGACUCGUCGAUGCCAGACGGCCGCAGGGCAUCGCCGUCGUGCCACCGCGCGGCGGGGCCCACGGCGCCGCGUGCUUUCUGCUCUUUGUGCCGCCCAACGUGCUGCAAGAGUACUGCGCCCCGUGA
This is a messenger RNA of Emiliania huxleyi CCMP1516, 1155 nucleotides long. RefSeq lists its product as hypothetical. NCBI's taxonomy places the organism in Eukaryota, Haptophyta, Isochrysidales, Noelaerhabdaceae. The record is from RefSeq and is a predicted model, not a curated record. The transcript is spliced from 6 exons. Bases 1 to 1155 code for a protein of 384 amino acids.